This is a messenger RNA of Acinonyx jubatus (cheetah), 11751 nucleotides long. RefSeq names its product GREB1 like retinoic acid receptor coactivator (gene GREB1L). Gene Ontology annotation, biological process: kidney development; multicellular organism development. NCBI's taxonomy places the organism in Eukaryota, Metazoa, Chordata, Mammalia, Carnivora, Felidae. Bases 3258 to 9170 code for a protein of 1970 amino acids. The transcript is spliced from 36 exons. The record is from RefSeq and is a predicted model, not a curated record.
AAGGGGCAUUAAGGAAGACUCUUGUUGGGAUGAGCACUGGGUGUUAUAUGUAGGGGAAUCACUGGAUUCUACUCCUGAAAUCAUUAUUGCACUAUAUGCUAACUAACUUGGAUGUAAAUUUAAAAAUAAAUAAAUAAUGAAAAAGAUGACGAAUUAAAAAAAAAUUAAAACCUCAAUUCUACCUUACACUCAAUAAACAUUGUUGAAUGACAUUAAUUGCUCUACCACUCUGAGAUUAAAUCUGUAAUUUUAAAAUAAAAUAAAAAUAAAAAUAAAACACGUAGCACAUUCCUCUAUGUGUGUAAAAUUUCACUUAAAUCACCUAAAUAAAGAUUGGCAAUUUAAAAAAUGUUAUCAUAUAUCUGUCAUUAAGUUGAUCCCUGGGUAUUAUUUUUGUUGUUGCUACUGUGAAUGGGAUCUCUUCCCCUCCCCCAUUACCACCAUAAUGUUUUCAAUCUAGAAAUGUAUUUACUUUAUUCCCCAUUUUAUAGAUAAGAGGCCCAGAGAAUAUCGGUGACUGGGCUAUGGUUAUAGAGUGGGAGAGUUGGGGACUGCAGAUUUUGAACAUCUGAAUUUUAUUGUGCUACAAUAGGAAAUGAAGUUGCUUAUCCGGUCAAACUUUAUUAAAAUUAAUAGUCUCUUAAGUAUGACUUUCUUUGGUUUUUUUUGUUUGUUUUCUAUUUUUUUAUUGUUUUUUUAUUUUAAUUCCAAUAUAGUUAACAUACAGUGUUAUACUAGUUUCAGGUGUAUAAUAUAGUUAUUUAACAAUUCUAUACAUUACUUAGUGCUCAUCAUAAUAAGUAUCACUUUUUUUGUAUCAGAUUGCAAAGUAGUACUAUACGUUUUAUAGCACAUCUCCAGUUUUUAGCAUUGUCAAUUUGAAAUACAGUGUCAGGACUUGAGAAACUGCCUCUCAUCUCCAUUCAAUUCUCCCAAGACCUGAUUCCUACCAGACAGGAACUAUUUUUUCUUUGAGGUCUACAUAGACCUAACAACCUAUAGCACUGAGUAAAUAUUUAAUGAAAAUUGAAUAUUUCCUCUGUGGUGGAUCAAUUUACUCUUGUUGAUUAUCUGAAGAAAGCAUUUUUUUUUGUUUUUAUUUUAUGUCCUGUAGUAGGUUAAGAAAUUUGUUUUCCUGAAUAUUGUUACUAAUGCCAAAGUUUGUUUCAGUGAUAUAAUCCAUGUCUCUUAGUUGUUUUUUUUUUAGCCAUCUAUUUUUCCUGGUUUAUUUAUGCAAUUUGAAUUAUUAUGUUAUCUCAAAUACACGUGUGAGAUUCACUGACUUGGUAGCAUGCAAUAACGUCAUUUGCUGUAAGGAUUGUUUUUUCUUGAAUUCAUGGUAGUUGGAGCUCUGAAAAUGAAAAAUAUUUGCUAAUGAGGUAUAAGGAUGUUGAUGGUACAUUUUUUAAUGGCAGAAAUAUAAUUUUUAUUGAUAAAUAUCUCCAAAAACAUAAAAAAUUUUUAGUUGACAAAAAUGUGUCUUUCUUGUAUUUUUAACUAUCAGCAUAUAUUUAAUUGUAUUAUUCAAAAUUUUUCUUAACUGAUUUUAGCUUUCAGUGAAAUAUAUAUUUGCCUGUGAGUCUUUAAAUAUAUGAAGUUAGUGACAUAGCUUGAAAGUUUCAACUUGUAAAAAUGAAAUCACUAUAGUGGAAUCAUUUAGUGCAAGUUGUUAAUGUGGCAUUCAAUUGGAAUUUAUCAGAAUCAAUUAGAAAAACAAACUUCUCAUUUAAUGAAAAAAACAACAACAAAGAAAACAGGGAAAACUGUGCAUAUAUAUUUCAUCCUCUUUCCACACUAAGACUCAUGUGAAUGUAAUUUUGAAAUAGAGAAUUCAUGCAUACUGACAAAAUAUCCUUCAUUUUUAAGGAAUAACUUCACUGUGUUUCACAUUUGAUGACUGCUGGGACCUAUAUUUCUAUGUAAAUAACUGUUGACAUUGUUUGAUGUUUAUUUCACUAGAGGAAAAUUGUAUGAUGACACUUAUAGUACAUAUUUGAUAACAAGGGUAGGUAAGAUAAAUCAGUUGAGUCAUAGUGGUCUGAUAUCUGUUUUUGAGGUCUUUUUGACCCAGGAGUGUAUGACCUGUGAAAUCUGUACUUUGUUGGAUAAGAUAUUUUACAAUGCAAGGAUUUAAAUUUAGAUGAACAUCACUGCAGGAAGUUGGCUGAUGUGGCCAGAAACAUUGAGUAUCAAAGUAUAAAUUGGAAAAAGUUUAAGAAGUUCUGACAACAAUUAACAUAUGUGAGAAGAGAGAAGCUAAAGAAAGUUUCUUUUCUUCCCCCACUUAUAACAAAGAGAACCUGAAAUUUAACCUGGUAUUUUCAAAGCUCUAAUUACUCAGCAGCAUUCCAUUUUGUGAAAGCUUUGCCAAGAAAAUGUACCCAAAUCUUGAGUUACAGACCGUUCUUGCAUCUGAUUGGAAGGGGCAUAGGAGUUGUUUGUAAGGUUGCAGAUCCAAAGCCGCACAAAUGAAGGUUGAGACUUGGGGGAGGGUACGACUCAGGGAAGGGAAGUUUCGUAGACGUUACAGCCUCUGUCCAGAGGCCAAAUGGGAGAUAAAUCACCUCUGGCCACCUCUCUUAUUAUUGAAAUGGUUCAGCCCUGGGGUUUAACUGAAGGACUUACAGGGUUUUGAAGUGCAAAUAGGAUGGUGAAGGGUAAACCCUUUUAGGGUUUCAUUUUGAUGGAUUUUUUUCCUGUGUGGAUUUCUGGCACUGACUGUGAUCUGGAAGGGGCCCUUAAAAAAGAAAAGUUUUGUUUUGUUUUUGAUCAAUCAGGCAAUAAGAACUUUCCACAGGGGUGUACUUUUCCUGCAUGCAUAUCGAUCCUAUUGUGUUUAAAACAGUGUGGUGGUUCCUGAGAGCAUCUGUCACUUUAGGCAUUACAAGAUGGAUGGGUCUCCAGUGAACUGCUGGUUGAAGCAAAUGGUGAAAAUAAGAAAAGACAAGGGGUUUCGGGGUCUGCAGAAAGGACAGACAACAAGGAAACACUGUUAGAAAUCAAGAGUAAGCUGAGCAAUAGAGAAAGAGAGAGCAAAGAUGGAUCAUAUGUCAUUUUAUAAACAUCUUGGAAAUCAGAGGCUUUUGGUGGCUACUGUGAUCUGAGGGGCACGACUGCAUCAUGACAUUCUUCUGACAGUAGGAGAGGUGCAAAAAAGCUUUAAACAAGUAAAAUCUAGACAACAGGCUCCCUGAAGUAUUGACAGCCCAACUUAAUCAUGACCGUGAUUCAAAAAUGUUAAUAAAUAAACCAAGACCAUGGGGAAUUCAUAUGCUGGGCAACUGAAAUCUGCUCAAUUUGAGGAAGCUCUCCACAACUCCAUAGAAGCCUCUCUCAGAUGUAGUAGUGUGGUUCCACGGCCAAUUUUUUCCCAGCUGUACCUGGACCCUGACCAGCAUCCUUUCUCAUCUGCAGAUGUAAAACCCAAGGUGGAGGAUCUGGAUAAAGAUUUGGUACACCGCUACACUCAAAAUGGAAGCCUGGAUUUUUCUAACAAUCUAACAGUUAAUGAAAUGGAAGAUGAUGAAGAUGAUGAAGAAAUGUCUGAUUCAAAUAGCCCACCAAUUCCCUAUUCACAAAAACCUGCCCCAGAAGGGUCUUGCACUACAGAUGGCUUUUGUCAAGCAGGAAAGGAUUUGCGUUUGGUAUCUCUUUGUAUGGAACAAAUCGACAUCCCAGCAGGAUUCCUCCUGGUAGGGGCCAAGUCUCCCAAUCUGCCUGAACACAUCCUCGUGUGUGCUGUAGACAAGCGAUUUCUACCAGAUGAUCAUGGGAAAAAUGCACUUUUAGGGUUUUCUGGAAACUGUAUCGGCUGUGGAGAAAGAGGAUUUCGGUAUUUCACAGAAUUUUCCAACCAUAUUAACUUGAAGCUCACCACCCAGCCAAAGAAGCAGAAGCACUUAAAGUACUACCUAGUCAGAAGCUCCCAGGGUGUACUGUCGAAGGGACCUCUUAUCUGCUGGAAAGAAUGUAGAAGCCGACAAUCCUCUGCCACUUGCCACUCUAUGAAACCAAACUCUUCAGUAUCAUCAACUGUGACACCAGAAAAUGGCACAACUAAUGGAUACAAGUCAGGAUUCAUUCAGACAGAUUCACCGAUUCUCAGUCCAGCUAAUUCUGCAAUCAAUUUAAGUGGAGCUCAGGACCUGACCCGGAAUAAGAAUGUUGUGAAGCCACUGGCUUUAUCUUUGCAGGUUGUAGGGAAGACUUUUGCUGCAGAUGCUGCUAAUGGAAACAGUAGCCAUGGAGCGAAGAGCAGUGCCUCCAGCUCUACUCCAGCCCGCCCAGGAAAUUACUCAUUAUCACCAAGACCUAGCUAUGCAUCAGGAGACCAAGCUACCAUGUUUAUUUCUGGGCCACCAAAGAAACGACACCGGGGAUGGUAUCCUGGGUCACCUGUCCCCCAACCUGGUUUAGUUGUACCUGUUCCUACAAUUCGCCCUCUUUCAAGAAGUGAGUCCCUUUUAUCUGCCCCAGUUCCACAGACCCCAUUAACUGGAAUUUUACAACCUCGACCCAUUCCUGCAGGGGAAACUGUAAUUGUUCCUGAAAACCUGCUGACUAACUCAGGAGUUAGACCAGUAAUUCUGAUAGGCUAUGGCACUUUACCCUAUUUCUAUGGAAAUGUUGGUGACAUUGUUGUGAGUCCUCUGCUGGUGAAUUGCUACAAGAUUCCACAGUUGGAAAACAAAGAUUUGGAACAUUUAGGGUUGACUGGCAGCCAGCUCCUGAGUGUGGAAAACAUGAUUCUUCUGACGAUACAGUAUCUUGUGCGACUGGGUCCUGAUCAGAUACCUCUCAGGGAAGAAUUUGAGCAAAUCAUGCUGAAAGCUAUGCAAGAAUUUACUCUGAGAGAGAGAACCCUGCAGAUGGGUGCUCAGUGUGCACCUGUGUCUCCAGGACAGCUCCCCUGGCUGGCUAGACUAAUUGCCAGCGUAUCUCAAGACUUGGUUCAUGUGAUUGUGACCCAGAACUCUUUGGCAGAGGGCAUUUCAGAGACGUUGAGGACUCUCAGUGAAAUGAGACACUAUCAAAGACUACCAGAUUAUGUCGUGGCAAUUUGUGCAUCGAAAAUCAGAGGAAAUGAAUUUUGUGUGGUAGUACUAGGUCAGCAUCAGUCCAGAGCUCUGGCAGAGAGUAUGCUCACCACAAGUGAGUUUUUGAAAGAAAUUAGUUAUGAGCUCAUCACAGGAAAGGUCAGUUUCCUGGCAUCGCAUUUCAAAACCACAUCAUUAGGCGAUGACCUGGACAAGCUUCUAGACAAAAUGCAACAAAGAAGAGGAGAGAGUGUGGUUACGCCCUUCAACGGAGACCUUCACGAAUGUGUGUCAGCUCAGGAGGCUGCCACUAUGAUUCCCACGCAAAACCUGGAUUUAGAUAUUGAAACCUUCCAAAUUUAUCAACCACAGCUAACGGUUGCCAGAAAACUCUUAUCCCAGGUGUGUGCUAUAGCAGACAGCGGCAGCCAGAGCCUGGACCUCGGCCACUUCAGCAAAGUGGACUUCAUCAUCAUUGUCCCAAGAUCGGAGGUUCUGGUCCAGCAAACUCUUCAACGGAUUCGACAAUCAGGUGUCCUUGUAGACUUGGGUCUGGAGGAAAAUGGGACAGCUUAUCAAAGAGCAGAGAAAUAUGUUGUUCGUCUAGACAAUGAGAUUCAAACCAAAUUUGAAGUUUUUAUGAGAAGGGUGAAACAGAACCCGUACACACUGUUUGUGCUAGUUCAUGACAACUCCCAUGUGGAACUAACGAGUGUCAUUUCGGGCUCUUUGUCACAUGGUGAACCUAGUCAUGGAUUGGCUGAUAGAGUCAUUAACUGCAGAGAAGUUCUGGAAGCUUUCAACCUGCUGGUGCUCCAGGUUAGCUCAUUCCCAUACACACUACAGACCCAACAGUCUCGUAUCAGCUCCAGCAAUGAGGUUCACUGGAUACAGCUGGACAACAUGGAGGACAUGAGCUGUGAGGAGAAGUUGUACUUUGGCCUGAAUGAAUACAGUAAGUCUCUACAGUGGGGAAUCACAAGUCCACUUUUGAGAUGUGAUGAGACUUUUGAAAAAAUGGUGAACACACUCUUGGAAAGGUACCCCAGGCUACACAGCAUGGUCGUCCGCUGCUACCUUCUCAUCCAGCAGUACUCAGAGGCUCUGAUGGCCCUCACCACCAUGGCGUCACUCCGAGACCACAGCACACCAGAAACACUCAGCAUUAUGGAUGACCUCAUCAGCUCCCCAGGAAAAACCAGAAGUGGGCGGGGACACAUGCUCAUUAUCAGGGUGCCCUCUGUGCAGCUGGCGAUGUUAGCCAAGGAGCGGCUGCAGGAGGUGCGCGACAAGCUGGGGCUGCAGUACCGCUUUGAGAUCAUCCUUGGGAACCCUGCCUCUGAACUCAGUGUUGCAACCCACUUUGUGGCACGAUUAAAGACCUGGAGAGGAAAUGAACCAGAAGAGUGGACCCCUCGGACAUACCAAGAUUUAGAAGGUCUGCCUUGUAUUGUGAUACUAACUGGCAAAGAUCCUCUUGGAGAAACCUUUCCCAGGUCUUUGAAGUACUGUGACCUCCGGCUCAUCGACUCAAGCUAUUUAACUCGCACAGCCUUGGAGCAGGAGGUGGGUCUGGCCUGCUGCUAUGUCUCCAAAGAGGUCAUCCGAGGGCCUGCUGUUGCCCUGGACCUUAGUGGGAAGGAGCAGGAGAGAGCUACCAUCAGCGAGAACGACUCUGAUGAGUUGCUGAUCGACCUGGAGAGGCCACAGAGCAACAGUAGUGCUGUCACUGGAACCUCAGGCUCCAUCAUGGAGAACGGGGUGAGCUCUUCCAGCGCGGCUGAUAGGUCCCAGAAGCUGUCGCUGACCCCCAGCUUCCAGAGCCCGGCCAACAGCAUGGGCCUGGAUGAAGGGGUCUCCGCAGGCACAGGGGGAGCCGGGGAGACCCUGAAGCAGGAGUGUGAUUCCCUGGGCCCCCAGAUGGCCAGCAGCACCACCUCCAAGCCGUCGUCGUCGUCCUCCUCCUCCUCCUCGGGACCCCGGGCCCUGUCAUGGCCCGGGCAGCUGCCCCAAGGCUGCAGGGGCCUGCACGCCGCCCUGCCCCCCAUCGUGAUCUUAUCGAAAGCGGCCUAUAGCCUGCUGGGCUCGCAGCGGGGAGGCAAGCCGCCCGCGUCCUCCUCGCUGCUGCCACACGCCGACGUGGCCUGGGUGAGCUCCCUGCGGCCGCUGCUACACAAGGACAUGAGCAGCGAGGAGCAGUCCCUCUACUACCGGCAGUGGACCUCGGCUCGUCAGCACCACGCCGACUUCAGCAACCAGCCAGACCCCGCCUCUGGCGCCCGCGCCUGCCACCCUCGGCGGCUGCUGCUCACUGGGCCCCCCCAGGUGGGAAAGACGGGCUCCUAUUUGCAGUUCCUUAGGAUCCUCUUCCGCAUGCUCAUCAGGCUCCUGGAGGUGGAUGUGUAUGAUGAGGGAGAGAUCAACGCGGACCACAGUGAAUGCAGUGGAGUCAGCCAGGCAGAGGGAGAGCCCUGGCCUGACAUCGAGAGCUUCAGUAAAAUGCCCUUUGACGUCAGCGUGCAUGAUCCCAAGUACAGUUUGAUGAGCCUGGUAUAUACUGAGAAGCUGGCAGGGGUCAAACAAGAAGCAAUAAAGGAUUCCAAAGUUGAGGAGCCCAGGAAGCGAGGAACCGUGUCCAUGAUGCUGACCAAAUACGCGGCCUACAACACCUUCCACCACUGUGAGCAAUGUCACCAGUACAUGGACUGCACCUCUGCCUCCCAGAUGUCUGACUCCACCCUUCAUGCAUUCACAUUCUCAUCCUCUAUGCUGGGAGAAGAGGUGCAGCUCUACUUCAUCAUUCCCAAAUCCAAAGAGAGUCAUUUUGUCUUCAGCAAGCAGGGUAAACACCUGGAGAGCAUGCGGCUGCCCCUGGUUUCAGACAAGCAGAAUUUGAAUGCAGUCAAGAGCCCUAUUUUCACUCCUUCCAGUGGUCGCCAUGAGCAUGGACUCCUAAACCUUUUUCACGCCAUGGAGGGCAUCAGCCACCUGCAUCUUCUGGUGGUCAAAGAAUAUGAGAUGCCGCUGUACCGCAAGUACUGGCCCAACCACAUCAUGCUGGUGCUUCCUGGCAUGUUCAAUAAUGCAGGCGUGGGUGCUGCCAGGUUUCUCAUUAAGGAGCUGUCCUACCACAAUCUGGAACUGGAGAGGAACCGCCUGGAAGAACUGGGAGUUAAACGCCAGUGUGUCUGGCCUUUUAUCGUUGUGAUGGACGACUCGUGUGUUCUAUGGAACAUUCACAGUGUUCAGGAUCAGACCAGCCAGCCCAUGGAAGCAGGAGUUUCCAGUAAGAAUGUGUCCUUGAAGAGCGUCUUGCAGCAUAUUGAAGCAACACCAAAAAUCAUCCACUACGCAAUCCUUGGCAUACAGAAAUGGAACAGCAAGCUGACUUCUCAGAGCCUGAAAGCCCCAUUCUCUAGGUGCCAUGUGCAUGACUUCAUUCUCCUUAACAUAGACUUGACUCAGAAUGUGCAGUAUGACUUCAACAGGUAUUUCUGUGAAGAUGUUGACUUUAACCUGAGAACAAACAGUAGUGGCCUGCUCAUCUGCCGCUUUAAUAACUUCAGUCUCAUGAAGAAACAUGUUCAGGUUGGAGGGCAAAGGGACUUUAUCAUUAAACCAAAGAUUAUGGUGUCAGAGAGCUUAGCACCCAUCUUGCCCCUUCAGUAUGUCUGUGCUCCCGACAGUGAACACACACUACUGGCAGCCCCUGCGCAGUUUCUCCUGGAGAAGUUCCUUCAGCAUGCUUCCUACAAACUCUUCCCCAAAGCCAUCCAUAACUUCAAGAGUCCUGUGUUGGCCAUUGACUGCUACCUUAACAUUGGACCAGAGGUGGCCAUAUGCUACAUCAGCUCCAGACCCCACUCCAGCAAUGUCAACUGUGAAGGGGUGUUUUUCAGUGGACUUCUCUUGUACCUCUGUGACUCUUUUGUAGGUGCUGAUCUUCUGAAGAAAUUUAAGUUUCUAAAAGGUGCUACCCUGUGUGUCAUCUGCCAAGACAGAAGCUCCUUACGCCAAACAAUUGUCCGCUUAGAGCUGGAGGAUGAGUGGCAGUUCCGCCUCCGAGACGAGUUUCAAACUGCUAACAGCAGUGAUGACAAGCCCCUCUACUUUCUUACUGGCCGCCACGUAUGACCUUUCGGAGACACCAAAAAUAGCAAAGGGAUGCCUAGGUGGGGUGGGGCAGAAACAUUUAUUUGGGAUUUUUUUUCCUUUAAAGUACAAUCACUGUGGAGCAAAGUGCAACAUAUUUGUUCUCCAAAGAAAUCCGCCCCUCCAACCCCAAUCUGAGGCAGGUCUCUGGGGUAUCACUCUCUUUCAGUUCCACUUUUGGGACCUUCAAUUCAGGUUAACUCCACCCUAGGCAGUUAUGCAAUUACUUAAGACAUGGUCUGCCAUGGGAGCCUGAGGAGGGUGUACUUUGGAGAAAUAACGUGGAGUUUGCAUUGUUUUUUCUACUAUACUGUGUUAGGGGGAAAACGGACUCUCAGCAUUAGCUAGCCUGAAUGUGUUACAUGAGACUCACACCACUGGUGUGGAAUUAAAUGAAGAUUAACGUUUGAGGCCUGAACCCUCAGUUUCUCUUCAGAUCUGUACUUUGGUACAGUACUACUCAGGGGUCUGAAAUGAUAGAAUGUAGAAGAUAUUUGUAUUUUAAAAAAAAAGUAGCUUUGUCUUUCUCUGUGCAGUGUUAGUUUAAGAUUUAUAAUCUUAUAUGUAUUGAAACUUUUGGCAAAAUUUCCACACGAGUUAAAAGUUUACUAUUUAAACUGAACAAACAAAUCAGUAAAUGCAGAGCAGGCACUGUAUGCAUUUAUGCAGCUUCUCCUUGCUGAAAUUCCUUUGGUUUUUUUCAUUCUUUAAAAACCUUUCCAGUCUCUAAGCACACUAUGUCUAUGAGAAUAUGGAACAGAGUUUAAACUUGUACAAGGAGAACCUAAUUCAGUAGUUGAGCCAAUUAAGAAGCUUUCAGCAGUCACCCCAUACCCACCCUGUUUGGUUGGGAUUAAGCAGUUGGCACCAGCAAAGCUAAAUGUCAGGCUCUGGUUCUGUGUGGAAUGGAACUAGUUUGUUUCUUUUCAUGGCCUCAAGCAAAGCUUCCUUUAAUAAAAAAUACACUGAAUAAAUAUCAGCUACCUUAUAUAGACAACACAAAAACUGCUGAAAUGGGAAACAGAGCCAUAGAAAGACCACUGUUUUAAUCUUACCAGUGAUUCUUUUGUGAGGAGUAAGAAAGAUUCCACUAAAAGUCUCUGACUCACUAAAAUCGGUAGGGGGUGUUUUUUCAGUACCAACAGUGUAAGUUUCUCACCAUGUAUUUUAAUCAAACCCAGACUUUUAGAAAAUGUUCUAGAACAAAUGAAGUCCUUUGAAGUUUGUGCUUAAAUUACUCUAGUUCUCAUCAUUCAACAAUUUGACAUUUUUCUCAUGAGCCCACACAUACCACUUAAAAUGGCCAUUUUUACUUGAAGUCUUACUUAUGGCCUGAAACUACUGAGAGGUGGCUGACUCAGCCUGCAUUUACUUAGAACAAAUAACGUUAACUGACCAGCUUUAUUAGCUUGUGAUAACAAGGAGUUUACAGUAGUGAAAAAAAUGGAAUGUACUAAUCUGAAAAUGGUUUGCAGAUCUCUUGGUUUUAAUAUAGCUUACGAUGCUUUAAAUGUAUUUUGAAAUGAACAAUUCCUUUAAACCCCAUUUUAAAUUCUCCUUCAACGAGGAUCUGCCUUAUGUAUACUUUAAAAAUACUCAUAAUUUCAGUACAGAAUUUUUGGUAAAGAGGUACGUUUUGAAGCAGGUUGAUUUAGAUAUGAAUGUAUUUCAAUUGUUCCUGUUUUGUUGAAAGGGCCUAAUGCAGAGGAUAUCAAGAAACCCACUGUGCAAUAUUCCAAUAUUUAUAGGGCAAAUAAAAUACUUGAAAUAAUCCCAAAACACUUGUAACUGGGGCAGAUGGCCUCUCAGGGUUUCUUCUGGCUUUAUGGCUUCAAAGUCUUUAUAAAGUGUGUUUUUUGAAAGUAGUAACCUUAGAUGCAGGUACUCCGUAUUAGGGCUGUACUCUGAAAAAUCAAAUGAUUGUGAUCUCUUAAAUACUAUUAAACCCUGUGGAAGAAAAAUGCCAGAACAAAGCCAAAGACCAUCACCCCAAAGAUGGAGAACUCAAACUGACCUGCCUAUUCUUCUCAAUGCCUAUCUUACUAAGGUUUGGAUCUUUUAAAAUCAUCUUAUCAGUAUAAUUCCUUAGAGAACGUUAGGUCCUUCUCCUUUAAGGAUAAAAUUGCACAAGCACAGGACACCAUGAUUUGUUAAUACAUACCUUGGUGUGUUCAGCUUCAAGCCUUGCCAUCCUUUAAAACAUUGUGGUAUGAAUGUGUUUGCUAGGCCUGCAUAAUUGAUCUAUAGACCUGUUGAACCUUGCCAUGUAUGACAGUUCACACAGGUUAAUACUGAAUGUAAACUAAAAUUAGAAUAAGAAUUGUUGUAUUCAAUUAUUUUGGCUGUAAUUUAUGCAACUGCUUUUUGUGAUUCUUAGAAAAGGAAGCACCUGUGUUACCUUAUUACUGUAAAAUUUUCUUAACCAAAAUUUGGUGAAUUACACUAGUCGGUCUACCUCACAUUUUGUUUAUGAUUCUAAAUUGUCUUUUAAGUUGUGUCUACCGUAUGUUGUCUUUUCAUUUAAUUUGGUAAAUGUAUUAAAAUUCUCUCCCAUCCCCUUAAA